Molecule: messenger RNA, 2261 nt
Organism: Ruditapes philippinarum (Manila clam)
Lineage: Eukaryota; Metazoa; Mollusca; Bivalvia; Venerida; Veneridae
Product: carbohydrate sulfotransferase 1-like
Exons: 4
Coding region: 402-1577 (391 amino acids)
Biological process (GO): sulfur compound metabolic process; N-acetylglucosamine metabolic process
Molecular function (GO): N-acetylglucosamine 6-O-sulfotransferase activity
Source: RefSeq, a predicted model, not a curated record
UUAGAUAUUCUUCAACAUGCCUUUCAUAUCAUUAAACAUACAAUAAAGACAAGUUUUUCAAUCAAUGAUAUGUAUUCUUAUCGGAGAAAAGCACCUUGGAAUAUGGAUUGUUAGGCAAAGUGUGUAUUCUCAUAUAUAAAAACAUUUUGUACAUACACAUGAAUAGCAUAUUGAAGGUAAAUGAUAAAAAACAUAGUAUGAUUUCAAAGGAGAAACAAACUGAAAGACUUGUGUUAAGUGGAUAUUGUUUUAUCUAAUUACAGUCAUGUCACUUAAACAAAUUGUUAUUUGGCAACAAACCAUCAAACGAAUUCAAAUGAUGAGUUUUGUAGAAAAUGAAGUGUAGCAAUUGGAUAAAGACAAAGAGUUUUUAGACGGAGAAUCAUUUUGCACGGUUUCCAAUGUAUUCACGACGGUUUUCAAACGGUAUAUACAACUUUAAUCAAAGAGCAGGGCGAAGAACAUCUCUGAGGUCGAAAGUUAUUGUGCUUAUACUGGUGUUUCUUCUGACACAUUUAUUUCUUAGAUACUUCUUUCCAAGCGAUGAGAGGCUUUAUGUAUACUACAAUGUUGACGAACUGAAGAUAGAAAAAUCUAUAAACAAUCCUACGUUUGCACUGAUUGUAAGUUACCAGCGGGCAGGCUUUGCUUUGAUUAGUGGUUUGCUAAGUCAUGCAGAUGAGAGCUUUUAUAUUCCUGAACCAUUGCAGAUAUUAUUACCUCACGGAUAUUAUAAAGAGAACAUGGUGUGCUUUGAGAACAGCACAUAUAGGAGACCAACUUCCUUAGCCGAGAGGUAUGAUUUUAUGAUCACUGCAAUUCACCGAUUGUUCACUUGUCAAUGUUCCAAACUACACCCGCUAUCAAAAGCGCUUCUAGUUAAGAGCACCCUUACCGUUUAUAAGAAAAUCAUUUACAAGCACUGCCACUCAGUUCAUUCAGCUUCCAUCCCCAACUGCAUUGAAGAGUUAGAAGAAUUGUGCAAGUCCAAGAGUCACCGUAUUAUCACAACAGAGCGUUCAUCAAUGGAAAAUGUUAUAGAUAUGAUGGAAUACUGGCCAAAUUUAAAGGUAGUCCAUAUUAUUAGAGAUCCACGCGGCAUGGUUCACUCUCGUCUAAAGGUCGGGCAGGAUUUCCAACUUGCGUUUAAUCUUGAAAAUCAUGCAAAUGAACUAUGUUCGCGCAUGUAUGAGGACGUUAAAUUUUCUUGGUAUAUGCAGAGAAAGUUCAAUGAUAGAAUUAGUGCUGUUUCUUACGAGGCUUUUGUCGAGUCUCCGUACUCCGGUACGAGUUUUUUGUACGAUUUUCUCAAUAUGCUUUAUACAGACAAAGUUUGGUACAGAGUUUAUCAUAGCACGCAUGAAAAAGAGGAAGUUGGGUGGAGCUACAAUUCAACACGUGUCGCAUAUAGCUGGAGGACACACUUAGAAUUUCAAACCGUUAAGAUAAUUGACCACUCUUGCCAUGACAUGUAUAGAGUUUAUGGAUAUGAUGAAAUGACUUCAGCAGCCGAACUCCAAAAUCAAAGUGUUCCGACAAGACAUAAAGUUCAGUUUAAUCUUAAAGGAUUUUUAUAAUUUCACGUCGUCCAUAAAUAAGUAAUUAGUUGGUGUAACUGUAUAGUAUACAACGACGUUGGUGUAUCUGAAGUAAACACCGAUCCAUUUUACUUUUAUAUAUGUCAAAAAGUGAGCCGCGGUUGGUAUGCAUGUACAUAUAAAUCUUUGGUGCUGUGACAUUUUGGUCAAUGGUUGUAACAAGAAAAAACUUCAUAACAAAAAUGUAUCAUUUACGAGAUAACCUGUUAAACUGUACAUCAAAUGUACAAAUAGUUUUGUUCUAUGCAAUUAUGAAUAUGAUCGGUUUUGUAAAACGGUUUGUGCAAAUGUGAAUAUUCUCGUGUUUUUGCAAAUUUGAAAAUUGUCGGUUUGUGCAAAUGUGAAUAGCAAUCGCAACGUUUCGGUCCUUUCCGAUAGUCUUCGGAUAAGGUCAUUAUAGAAAAUAGCCGAGGAUGUUCCGAUUGUUGUGAAAAGGUAUCGUCAUGAGAAAAUGUGAAUAUUGUCGGUAUGUCCGAAAGUGAAUAUGUAUCUUUAUGUGCAAAUGUGCAAAUGUGAAUAAUUAUCGUGGAGUGUAAAUGCGAAUAUUUAUUUGUGUGUUUGUUUGUUUGUUUGAGUUAUACGCAUUAUUUCCUGUAUUAUAUUAUAUAUUUUAACUUUUCUUAGAAGAAUAAAAGGCUAGAAAGACUUAAGUCUAUAACUUCA